AUGACUAUACCUUAUCAUUUAAAUGUCAAUUGGGUAUCACCAAUUAUUACUGCUUUAUCAAUGUCAACAUGUUCAUCUAUGUUAAAUUUAACUUCAAAUUUAUCACAUUCAAUAUCAUCUUCACAAAUAGUAACAUCAUCACUAUCCCCAUCACCAUCACCAUCAUCAUCAUCAUCAUCAUCACGGUUAUUAAUGUCAUGUUUUCCACAGAUAGUAACAAAGUUAAGAGCAUCAUCAUGUUUUCCAUUUGAACGUCAAUCAGACAAUAUAUCCUUAUUAUCCUCUAAUUAUCCACAAAUUAAUAUAAAUAAUACAGAUAAUUUAAUGAAUCAUAAUCAUGAUAAUGAUGAUAAACCAUUAGAUUUAACAUUGAAAUCCUUUACAACAGUAAAAUCAAUUGAAUCUAUUACAAAAAAAUUGGAUAAUGAAAACUCUAGACGAAAAUCGAAUAGAACACGUUCACAAACUAAAAAAUCAAUAUCAUCUACAACAAUGAAAAUAACAAACACUUUAGAUAAAUUCAAUUCAAUACAUCAAGAUAUUCAAACAAAUCAUCAAGUUGAAAUGAUUCAACAAUCAGAAUGUAUCAUAUCCACAUGUACAAAUACUACUACUACUACUACUACUACUAAUAUAAGUAGUGUAGAAUUAGAUCAGAAUAAUUGGAUUGUAAAUAUACAAGAUUCAAUAAAAAUAAAUCAAUCUAAUCAAAAACAUCCAAGAUCAAUAUCUAAUCAUCGUAGACCAUUUAAAGUAUUUAGUAAUAGAGUUCCAUUAAUUUCUACAGAACUUUUAUUGAAAUCUUCUAAAUUGAUUGAUCCUUUAUUAUUAGGGAAUACGAUUGAUCAAUCUGUAAAUGAUGAUGUUAUUUCAGGUUCUGCUUCGGCUACUGCUACUGCUGCUGCUGAUGCUGAUGAUGAUGCUGCUGCUGCUGAUGAUGAUGAUGAUGAAUCGAAAUCUAUGGAACAUAAUAUUAAACAAAAAACUACAUCAUCAUCACAUACAUCACCUCUUUCAUCAACAUCAAUCAUUUCUAUUCCUAAAACAAAUAAGAAUAAUUCUAAACGGAAAUCACGUAGAUCUCAAAGUGCAUCAGCAAUUGUAAUGAUACCAUUCAAUCAAACUGAAUAUACUAAUGAUAAUAAUAAAAAUAUAAUAAUUGAUGAAACAUUAUCUACAACAAAAUCUUUAGAAACUCUUUAUAAACUUGAUAAACCUGUUGAUUCCCUCACAACAACAACAACAAGAACAACAACGGCGACGACAACAACCACAACAACGGCACAAUCAAUUAGAUCUAUUUCAUCAACGCCUAGUUGUUAUUCCAGUUAUACUGAAUUAAUCGAUCCCAAUCAACAUCAUAAUAAUAAUAAUAAUAAUAAUGAUUCAAUAAAUAUUAAACAUACAGAUUGUAAUCCACGUAUGAGACGUUUCCCUGAAAUGACACCAUCUGAAGUAAAAGAUAAAGCAUAUUGGGAGAAAAGAGUUAAAAAUAAUGAAGCUGCUAGACGUUCACGUAGAGCAAGAAAAACUAAAGAAUUAAGUUUAAAAAAAUAUGCUGAUAAUUUAGAAAAAAUAAAUUCAAAAUUAAUUGAAGAAAUUGAUUUAUUAAAAAAAGAAAUUUUACAUUUAAAAUCUGAAAAAAAAUCAAAUAGUAACUAAAUUUUUUAUAGAUUAGGGUUACUAAUAUCACUCCACCCAACCCCACCCCACCCCACCUCCAUGCC
Molecule: messenger RNA, 1727 nt
Organism: Schistosoma spindalis
Lineage: Eukaryota; Metazoa; Platyhelminthes; Trematoda; Strigeidida; Schistosomatidae
Source: the annotation of a GenBank genome assembly